UGGUUCAGAGGAGCAGCAAAAGCUACUACCGGUUAGUGUCUAGGGAGCCUGAGAGGUCGAUUUGACACGCACCCUAACUCUCACUCGCGUGUAGUGACGGGAAGCUGUAGGCUGCUGUGAGCAUGGAUGCUAACAGCAGAGCUCAGAAACUGGAGCUGAUUGAACGGAAUAUUCGGCAUUUUCCUGAUUUUCCAACCAAAGGAAUCGUGUUUAAGGAUAUUUGUCCAAUCGUGAAGGAGCCCAAAGCGCUGACAGCGGUCAUCGAUUUGUUUGAAGAACAUGUCAGACAGAAGUAUCCACAGACUGAACUUAUACUUGGUCUGGAAGCUAGAGGCUUUUUGUUCGGGCCUCUUUUGUCGCAGAGGUUGGGAAUCGGCUUUGUGCCCGUCAGGAAGAAGGGGAAGCUUCCUGGUCCUACCGUGUCUGUUGAAUAUACUCUUGAAUAUGCCAUGGUAAAAUGUGAAUAAGUUCAGCAAAUAAAGUGUGGCUCGAUGAGUGUACAAUGUUCACCACACACUACACAUCUAAGUAACCAAUUAUGUAUUCAUUCUUAAUAGUAGUUUAAUAAAAGUCCCUUCAUUCUUCAAA
Trichomycterus rosablanca is the source of this 588-nucleotide messenger RNA. Its product is annotated as adenine phosphoribosyltransferase-like. Gene Ontology annotation, biological process: AMP salvage; adenine salvage. NCBI's taxonomy places the organism in Eukaryota, Metazoa, Chordata, Actinopteri, Siluriformes, Trichomycteridae. The transcript is spliced from 3 exons. Gene Ontology annotation, molecular function: AMP binding; adenine phosphoribosyltransferase activity; adenine binding. Bases 123 to 467 code for a protein of 114 amino acids. Gene Ontology annotation, cellular component: cytoplasm. The record is from RefSeq and is a predicted model, not a curated record.